CUCCAGAGCUGGAGCUCAUUUUGGCCCUCUGCAGUUCAACAGCAAUGUCUCCUGUCCUACUCAUCCUAUGGAUUGUUGUCCUUGCCCAGACCACUCUUGCUGCUAAUGUCUGUCCCAGGCCACCUGAAAUCCCACUGGCUACUGCUGACAUAAACAAGGCAGAAUACAGCAUUGGAGAAGAAAUUUCGUACAGCUGUAAUCCUGGCUAUGUUCCUCAGUCGGGCAACAUGAGAUACACAUGCCCAAUACGUGGCCGAUGGCCUGCCAUCACACUGAGAUGCACACCAAGAAACUGUCCAUUGCCUGAACCAAUGAACAAUGGAAGAAUACUUCAUACAAGCCUCAGCUACCAGAGUGUUAUUACAUUUUCAUGUGAUACUGGGUAUUUUCUUCAAGGACCUCAAACCAGCCAAUGUCAAGCAGAUGGUCAAUGGCAACCAGGGCUACCUGCAUGCCAACCUGUGAUUUGUCCUCCACCUCCAAUUUCUCCAUAUGAAGCACUUACUUACCGUAGAUUGAAACCAGGGAAUAUAUCAGUCUUUCAAGAUGUAAUCAUGUUUGAAUGUUUAUCACCUCUUGCCCUGUUUGGAAGUGAAACAGCUACGUGUCUGGCCACUGGGAACUGGAGUGAACUACCAGAAUGCAGAUUUGUACAGUGCCCCUAUCCAGAAGAAAUAGAAAAUGGAUUUAUAAACUUUGCUCUUCGCAGAACUUAUGACUAUAAAGAUACUGUGAGCUACGGAUGUAAUCCACCAUAUGUGCUAGAAGGUCCUGCACAAUCCAGGUGUGAAAAAACAGGCCAGUGGUCAGGAAAACCAACUUGCAGAGCACCAUGUGAAAUACCUGUUAAAAGAGCAACAGUACUUUACAAUGGGCGGAAGGUGACAGUGCAAGGUCACUUCCAGAAUGGAAUACAACAUGCUGAGACUAUUUGGUUCUACUGCAAAAAUAAGGAGCACGGGUGUAGUUAUAAAGUACCUACUCAGUGCAUAGAUGGUCACCUUUCAGUCCCUGCCUGUUUCAAAGAGCUUGGGUUUUUCCAAUCCUUAAUAAAAACUGAGGCAGCACACUUAACACCAUGUGAUGGCACGGAAUGAGGCCUGCAAUCUCCAUGCCUAGAUGAAGAUGAAUGCAAAUGGCACAUCAGAGUCCUGCUUAGAGCACAACAGCCUGCAAUGCGAGCAUAACCUUACCAGCAUAUUCUAAAAGCCAUUUUAAAAAUGUGUCUAUGUCAUAUUUGUGUUUAAACUACAUUUCUUGGUUACUUUUCCUCAUGUUAUAUUUUUAAGAGACAUGUUAUCAAACUACUUAUGGUGUAUGGGUGUGUAAGAGUUAACAUGCAGUAACAAGAACUUUUACAUAAAUUGUUCAUAUUAUAGAGGCACCCAGAGCACCAUCUAUUUGGAUGGAUGACUUUCCAUUAUUAAGGCCUGGAGAUGUGAAGUUGCUUGAUCAUCCACUUGUUUGCUUGUGGCUGAGCACAUCUGGGAAGGAGGGAACACCUGAGGGGGUCUCUAACAGUCUGAGAGUUGUCUCAGAUUCCUUACAGGGGUGGCCAUAUGAUCUGACCUGGAUGAGGAUAUCUUGGUGACAACCAUCCAUGCUCUGAUAAUUUCUUAACUAGAUUACUGUGAUUUAUUGUACACUUGCAUGAUGUCUAGAAACAGGUAGGCAAUCUAGAAACUUGAAUGAUAUAGAAUAGGACAACAAAAGCACUAAUUGGAACUGGAUAACUAUUAUACCAGGGUUGAGUAAUCUCCACUGGCUUCCUGAUUGUUUUCAGGUUCAAUUCAAAAUGCUGAUUUUAGCUUACAACCUCUUGGAAGGCCACCUCUUCCCAUAUGAUCCUGUUCAUACCUUGAGAGCUAAAGCCUGUCUCUGUGCACCUGCACACUGAGAUCUGCCAGGUGGUACUUCAUAAGCAGGCUAUUUUUGCCGGAUGCCUCCUUAAAGCAGUCUGCCUGACUCCAAUUUCAUUGAUUUUUAGUUGUUGCACAAUGAAAACAAACAUUUUUCUCACAGGUAUUUUAAUACUUUUAAAACAGUUUUUAAAAGAUAUCCCCUUUCAUGCUGUGCUUGUUCUGUAUCCUUUGUCUGAGUAUGUUUUCUUACUGUUUUAAUAUUCAUCUUUAACUGAUGCUUUACUGUUUAAUUAGGAGAGCUUUGGCUAUUGGACAAUGUAGUAAUUAAUUAUGACUGUUGCCCUGAAAACUUGACUGUAAGGUGAUUCUUAAGUGGAAGAAAUAAAGACAAGGCAAAUGAAA
Varanus komodoensis (Komodo dragon) is the source of this 2264-nucleotide messenger RNA. RefSeq names its product apolipoprotein H (gene APOH). The record is from RefSeq and is a predicted model, not a curated record. The coding region runs from base 45 to 1097 and encodes 350 amino acids. NCBI's taxonomy places the organism in Eukaryota, Metazoa, Chordata, Lepidosauria, Squamata, Varanidae. The transcript is spliced from 8 exons.